AUGACGGUCGUUGUGAUGGUCGUCGCUCUCGUAGUGGGGAGUGGGGAGUGGAGAAUGGGGAGUGGGAAGUUGUUGCUUGGUGUUGCUGGUGUUGCUGGUGUUGCUAGUGUUGGCCCUGGUGUUUGUGUGCUGCGCUACGACGCUGCGACCGGACUGCCAGGCAGGGACACGGUCCAAUUACUCCACAAGCAGCGGUGCGCAGAAGUGGACACUGACUACUGGGCUGUGUGGUACACCAGGCUGUGCUCUACAGAGCAGCAGGAGAUGUUGCGGUUCUGCUGUCGAACGUUUGAGGUCGUUGCCGCGGCUCUGAGAGAGCCUCGAGUGCCGUUACCAUGGAGUCGUGUUGUAGCAAGUGAACGCUGA
Messenger RNA from Amorphotheca resinae ATCC 22711, 366 nucleotides. RefSeq lists its product as hypothetical. The coding region runs from base 1 to 366 and encodes 121 amino acids. NCBI's taxonomy places the organism in Eukaryota, Fungi, Ascomycota, Leotiomycetes, Helotiales, Amorphothecaceae. The record is from RefSeq and is a predicted model, not a curated record. The transcript has 2 exons.